Molecule: messenger RNA, 1178 nt
Organism: Dromaius novaehollandiae (emu)
Lineage: Eukaryota; Metazoa; Chordata; Aves; Casuariiformes; Dromaiidae
Gene: MRM2
Product: mitochondrial rRNA methyltransferase 2
Exons: 3
Coding region: 79-825 (248 amino acids)
Biological process (GO): RNA methylation
Cellular component (GO): mitochondrion
Molecular function (GO): rRNA (uridine-2'-O-ribose)-methyltransferase activity
Source: RefSeq, a predicted model, not a curated record
UCCCGCGCCGCCGCCGGCCCCGCCCCCAGCCCCGCCCCCCGUGCCGCCGAGCCAGGGCGGGCGGAGGCGGCGGCCGCCAUGGCGUGGCGCGGCGGCGGCGCCGCGGGCAGCUGCUGGAGUUUGGUGAGCCGUUCUCCGCCGUGUGGACGUCUCCACACUGCGGUUGUGUUCCUGAAGAGGAAAACUGGGGCAGAACACCAGUGGCUGGAGCGACAUUUGAAGGAUCCCUUUGUCAAGGCAACGAAACAGCAGAACUACCGUUGCCGAAGUGCCUUCAAAUUAUUGGAGAUAGAUGACAAGCUUCGUAUCCUUCGUCCAGGAUUUUCUGUCCUUGACUGCGGGGCCGCGCCUGGUGCUUGGAGUCAGGUUGCUGUAGAGAGGGUCAAUGCCUUAGGUACUGAUCCAACUGUCCCUACUGGUUUUGUCCUUGGAAUUGACCUUCUGCGCAUUUCCCCACUGGACGGAGCAGUCUUCCUGUCAGAGGCUGACGUUACAGACCCAAGCACGCUUAGGACGAUUCACAGUCUGCUGCCUGCGGAGAAGGUGGAUGUUAUCUUGAGUGACAUGGCACCUAAUGCAACAGGCAUCAAAGAACUGGACCAUCAGAAGUUGAUCAACCUGUGUUUAGGCCUUCUGAAUCUGUCUCAAAGCGUUUUAAAGCCAAAAGGAACUCUACUGUGUAAAUUCUGGGAUGGACAGGAGUCCCGCCUUCUUCAAGGCAGACUGAAGGAGCAAUUUCAAGAUGUGAGAACUAUAAAGCCUCAGGCCAGCCGGAAGGACUCUGCUGAAUCUUAUUACUUGGCAAGACUGUACAAAGGGAGAUGAAAGCUGAGAAUUGCAGGUUAUCAAACUGGUGAUCAGACACUGGUUGGAAAUUUUUACUUGGCAUGUAUUUAAAGUAAACCCCCAGCAUUAAGACCCCCAACUUCGAAUGUUGCAUUGUUGAGCACAACCUGAGAGAAUAUGCUGCAAUUCUUACAAAGAAUGCUUUUCAAAUACAAAAAUAAAACCAGGAUGGUGCCCUACUGAGUUUAUCCACUAAUUAUACAAGCAGAGACAUCCAAUUUAGCCUCUCACCUGUGGAGAAAACUGUCGGGAAUGGAGAGGAAUAAUCUGAAAGGCAACCUCCUGGGCUGGAAUAAUGGAAAUGAAAAUAAAACAGUGAUUAUAGUGUUUUA